Molecule: messenger RNA, 945 nt
Organism: Dipodomys ordii (Ord's kangaroo rat)
Lineage: Eukaryota; Metazoa; Chordata; Mammalia; Rodentia; Heteromyidae
Product: olfactory receptor 1-like
Exons: 1
Coding region: 1-945 (314 amino acids)
Biological process (GO): G protein-coupled receptor signaling pathway
Cellular component (GO): membrane
Molecular function (GO): olfactory receptor activity; G protein-coupled receptor activity
Source: RefSeq, a predicted model, not a curated record
AUGACAAAGAGUAAUCAAACCAGCAUCUCAGCAUUCAUCCUCCUGGGCCUGCCCAUCCAGUCUGAGCACCGAUACCUGUUCUAUGCCCUGCUCCUGACCAUGUACCUAACCACAGUCCUAGGCAAUCUUCUGAUCAUCAUUCUCAUUCAAUUGGAUUCCCAUCUACACACGCCCAUGUACUAUUUUCUCAGUAAUUUGUCCUUCUCUGACCUCUGCUUUUCUUCUGUGACCAUUCCUAAACUGUUACAGAACAUGCAGAGCCAAGUGCCAUCCAUCCCCUACGCAGAUUGCCUGACCCAAAUGUACUUCUUUUUGUUUUUUGGAGAUCUUGAGAGCUUUCUUCUUGUGACCAUGGCCUAUGACCGAUAUGCAGCUAUCUGUUUUCCUUUGCACUAUACCAGUAUCAUGAGCCCCAAGCUGUGCUUAUGUCUGAUAGUGCUGUGCUGGGUCCUGACCACAUUCCAUGCCAUGUUGCACACUUUACUCAUGGCCAGAUUGUCAUUUUGUGAGGACAACAUGAUACUCCACUUUUUCUGUGAUAUGUCUGCUCUUCUAAAGCUGGCCUGCUCAGACACUUAUGUCAAUGAGUUGGUAAUAUUGAUCACAGGAAGUAUCAUUCUAUUCAUUCCAUUUGUACUCAUUAUUGUGUCCUAUGCACGAAUUGUCUCCUCAAUUCUCAAGGUUCCUUCUGCUCAAGGUGUCUAUAAAGCCUUCUCCACCUGUGGCUCUCAUCUGUCUGUGGUAUCAUUGUUCUAUGGGACGGUCAUUAGUCUCUAUUUAUGUCCAUCAGCUAACAGUUCUGCUGUGAAGGAGAUGGUCAUGGCUUUGAUGUACACAGUGGUGACUCCAAUGCUGAACCCCUUCAUCUACAGCUUGAGGAAUAGAGACAUCAAGGGGGCUCUUGGAAGAGUCAUUUGUAAGAGGAAAAUCUCAUUCUGGCUGUGA